This is a messenger RNA of Syzygium oleosum, 645 nucleotides long. Its product is annotated as E3 ubiquitin-protein ligase SINA-like 10. The coding region runs from base 1 to 645 and encodes 214 amino acids. The transcript has a single exon. NCBI's taxonomy places the organism in Eukaryota, Viridiplantae, Streptophyta, Magnoliopsida, Myrtales, Myrtaceae. The record is from RefSeq and is a predicted model, not a curated record. Gene Ontology annotation, molecular function: zinc ion binding.
AUGGCUUGCUCCUCCUGCUGUGAAAUGAUAAACAACAGAUGCCCGUCCUGCUCUAUGCCUAUUGGCUACGACAGAUGCCGCCCCAUCGAGAAGGUCCUGGAGUCUGUCAGGAUGGCAUGUCAAAAUGCAAAGUUCGGCUGCAAUCAGAAGUUUGCUUACCACGUGAGAAACGACCACGAGAAGACAUGUCAGUUCGCUCCGUGUUCGUGUCCCUUUUCGAGUUGCAGCUAUGUUGGCUCGUUUAGGAAGUUAGUGAAGCACUUGAGGUCCAAGCAUGGGGCUUCUCCGACGUACUUUCGUUUCAACUCCAACACCUCUCUCUUGAUAAACGUCAAGACGGAGGUCCGUCUGCUUAAAGAAGAGAGAGAAGAUGUUCUCUUUGUCUUGAAAAACGAAACUAUAGACCUGGGCAGCAAGAUUAAGGUCAGUUGCAUUGGCCCCUUGCCAAAGGCGGAUUAUUCGUAUGACAUAGAAGCGAAUUACCGGGAAAGCUCUCUCAAGCUUCACACUUGCACCAAGAGCGUUCCAGAAUUUGAAUCUGAUCCGAAUCAGGAGCCUUGCCUUUUGGUGCCAAGAAGGUUCUUUGACGACAUCUUGGGCCUCAAGCUUGAAGUGUGUAUUUGGCGUCGCCGAGCAAGAGAUUAA